AUGUCCCAGGACGAAGAAGAACAAGAAACUAAGAAACAAUACCAGGACCCAACAGUGAACAAGGUCCCUAAUUUUGAAGUAUCAGAAACGGCAUUCACCUUAACGCAAAAGACUCGUCUCUCACCUGAACAGCUCGAUGAAACAACAAAGACCAUUCUCGCUGCCAUCGAUAAGGAGGACAUGGCCCCAUAUUAUAAGUAUUUGGUGGAAAAAUUACAAGUUUUGAGUUGGGAUGAGACUUUCUAUAACACUUUAGUCGCUAGAAAUGACGACCGUAUUAAGGAAUUGAACGAAAUGAUAAAGAAAUCGGAGGAAGACGAUGAAGGAGAAUUGGAAAGAGCUCAAUGCUUUAUUAAAUUGGGGGAAUAUUAUGCUCAAAUUGGGGACAGAGAACAAAUGGAAUCCGUGUUGGAGGGAAAGGCAAUUAAUAUGGCUAUUUCCACGGGGGCAAAGAUCGAUAUUAUGCUUACCGUCACUAGAAUGGGGUUCUUUUAUAAUGAUCAGAAUUACGUUAAGGAAAAAUUGGAACAAGUGAAUACCAUGAUUGAAAAAGGUGGUGAUUGGGAAAGAAGAAAUAGAUACAAGACCUAUAAGGGGAUUCAUUGUCUUGCAGUAAGGAAUUUUAAGGAUGCUGCUGCAUUAUUAGUGGAUUCUUUGGCUACUUUCACAUCAGUGGAACUUACCACAUAUGAAAAGAUUGCCACGUAUGCUUCAGUGGCUGGUUUAUUCGCCCUAGAGAGAACUGAUUUGAAAUCUAAGAUUAUUGAUUCACCUGAAUUAUUGUCCUUAUUGACCACUACAUCUGCAUUACAAUCAAUUUCAUCUUUAACCAUCUCCAUGUACACAUCAGAUUAUGCAAGUUAUUUCCCAUAUUUGUUGGAAACUUACGACAAUGUGUUAAUACCUUGUAAAUAUUUGAAUAAACAUGCUGAUUUCUUCGUCAGAGAAAUGAGAAGAAAAGUUUACGCUCAAUUAUUGGAUUCAUACAAGACUUUAUCGUUGAAAUCUAUGGCAAGUGCAUUUGGUGUCUCCGUAGAAUUUCUAGAUAAUGAUUUGGGUAAGUUCAUUCCAAAUAAACAAUUGAAUUGUGUCAUUGAUAGAGUUAAUGGAAUCGUGGAAACCAAUAGACCAGAUAAUAAAAAUGCUCAAUAUCAUUUGUUAGUUAAGCAAGGUGAUGGGUUGUUAACAAAAUUACAAAAAUAUGGUGCUGCUGUUAGGCUUACUGGUACUGAUCAUGUAGCAUAG
This is a messenger RNA of Naumovozyma castellii, 1245 nucleotides long. It is a transcript of the gene RPN7, whose product is annotated as proteasome regulatory particle lid subunit RPN7. Bases 1 to 1245 code for a protein of 414 amino acids. NCBI's taxonomy places the organism in Eukaryota, Fungi, Ascomycota, Saccharomycetes, Saccharomycetales, Saccharomycetaceae. The transcript has a single exon. The record is from RefSeq and is a predicted model, not a curated record.